Molecule: messenger RNA, 1292 nt
Organism: Andrographis paniculata
Lineage: Eukaryota; Viridiplantae; Streptophyta; Magnoliopsida; Lamiales; Acanthaceae
Product: GDSL esterase/lipase At3g48460-like
Exons: 2
Coding region: 37-1173 (378 amino acids)
Molecular function (GO): hydrolase activity, acting on ester bonds
Source: RefSeq, a predicted model, not a curated record
CAUGGGUAACUUAUUCCAAGGCCUAUCUCCAAACAAAUGGCUACUCCCAUUUCCCGACUAUUCAUUCUCACGCUAAUCCUCUGUUCGUCCUGUAUUAAUUACGUGGCCCCGGCGCCGCAUCGCCACCGCCCGUUCGACGCGAUCUACGCCUUUGGCGACUCCUACACCGACACCGGCAACACCCAAUCGAACACCGGCCCGAGCGGCUUCAUGUUCGUGUCGAACAAUCCGUACGGCUCCACGUUCUUCCACCGACCCACCAACCGCUACUCCGACGGCCGCCUUGUCAUUGAUUUCGUCGCCGACGCCCUCUCCUUGCCCUUCCUCCCGCCGUACCUAAGCCGCCCGUCACCGGAGUCGAGCGUGAAUUUUGCGGUGGCGGGCGCGACGGCGAUCAUCCACAGCUUUUUCGCGAAGAACAACAUGACGCUUAACAUUACGCCGCAGUCGAUCCGGACGGAGCUCGGGUGGUUCGACCAGGUGGCGGAAGAAAGAGGGUGUCGAGACGCGGCGGCGACGGCGGCAGCGUGCCGGAAAAUGUUUGAGGAGGCGCUGAUUUGGGUGGGUGAGAUUGGGGCUAAUGAUUAUGCCUACAGCUUUGCCUCGGCGGUGCCGCCGGAGACUGUGCAGAAACUCGCCGUUAAUAGCGUCGCUACUUUUCUUCAGGCAUUAUUAGAGAAGGGCGCAAAAUACAUCGUCGUGCAAGGCCUCCCGCCCACCGGAUGCCUAACCCUAUCAUUAUAUUUAGCCCCAUCUAACGAUCGGGAUGCAAUGGGAUGUGUCGCGAGCGCUAACAAACAAAGCUACACGCACAACCUCGCUCUAAAGGCCAAACUAGAUGUUUUUAGAAAGCAAUUUCCGCAAUCCACCAUAGUCUACGCGGACUACUACAAUGCUUAUUUGGCGGUUUUGAAGAACCCUGGCAAAUAUGGAAUAAAAGAAAUUUUCAAAGUUUGUUGCGGAUACAACGGAGAUCUUUAUAACUUCAACUAUAUGUACGCUUGUGGGUCGCCUUCUGCUAGCGCAUGCGCGAACCCUUCUCAAUAUAUUAAUUGGGACGGGGUUCACCUCACCGAAGCUAUGUAUAAGGCCGUUGCGGAUGCAUUUUGGAAUGGAAGUUAUGCUCAACCAUCGAUUACUCAUCUCUUGAGCAAGAAACUUCAGUCGGGAUAGGGCGCCAUAUGGCUUCGCUCCAUCGAUUCAUUUUUUUCGACCAUUAUUGAUUAAUUGUGGGAUGAUUAGUCUUAACAUUUAUUAUAUACAAAUAAAAAUAAAAUUGUGUUCGUUUACAA